AUGGCCCGAGACGCGGACGUGGGCAGCAACUCGCUGCUGACUUACCAGCUCACCAGCAACCCGUCCUUCAGCCUGGCCGUGCAGGAGGGCCCGGGCGGAAGGAAGCAGCCGGAACUGGUGCUGGAGAGCGCCUUGGACCGGGAGAAGCAGAGCUCCUUCCAGCUGGUGCUGACGGCGGUGGAUGGCGGGGACCCCGCGAGGUCCGGGACCGUGCAGGUUCGCGUGAACGUGACGGACGCCAACGACAACGCGCCCGUGUUCGGUAAAAGCGUCUACGAGGCGCGAGUGCGGGAGAAUGUGCCGGCGGGGUCGCUGGUGCUGCGUGUGCGGGCCACGGAUGCGGACGCGGGCUCCAACGGGCGGGUCUCCUACUCCUUCGGCAACGUCCCGGACGGCGUCCGCGCGCUGUUCAGCGUCGGGAGCGAGAGCGGCGAGGUGCGGACGGCGGGGCCCCUCGAUUUCGAGGAGAAGAGCAGAUACAGCUUCGGCCUGGAGGCGCGGGACGGGGGCGGGCUGACGGCGCACUGCGAGGUGCAGAUAGACCUGACGGACGAGAACGACAACGCGCCCGCCAUCACGGGGCUAGGAAACCUGCGUGUGGCUCCAUGGCUGGAAAAGUGA
Messenger RNA from Egretta garzetta (little egret), 621 nucleotides. RefSeq names its product protocadherin gamma-B1-like. Lineage: Eukaryota; Metazoa; Chordata; Aves; Pelecaniformes; Ardeidae. The record is from RefSeq and is a predicted model, not a curated record. Bases 1 to 621 code for a protein of 206 amino acids. Gene Ontology annotation, molecular function: calcium ion binding. The transcript has 2 exons. Gene Ontology annotation, cellular component: plasma membrane. Gene Ontology annotation, biological process: homophilic cell-cell adhesion.